CCGUCUUUUGGUGUUUCGUGCUCGGUACAGCUGGUCGGGAUGUGUUGUAGGUUGGAAAAACCUUUUUAUUUUGGUGAACUUGGUUGUUGUAAACGCAGCGUUAGCAGGGUAGCUACGAUGGCACAAGCUAAUUCAGCUAGCAUAGGUGUAUUCCUGUCGUUAGCAUGAUGGAUAACUUAUUUAGAGUGAGAGUUUGGGAAAAGUUAAAUAAAUCGUAUACGUGUAUUUAAAACGGGUUGAUAUCAAGAAAACUAAAACACAUGAACUAUCCAUGUAACGUUGUCUAACAGUUUGUUACAUGAAUGGUGUGGUUUGUGGGUGGCAGCUAUAACGUUAUAACAUUACACGUUGAGUCUUAUGAGAUACCAGGCUUAACCGCCGGUUUGUUCACGAGCUAUAAAGGUACUCACGACAGGUGAGAGUACACGGAAGUGAUCGGCCAGCCCGCCGCGUCACAGACCGCAAGUUAGGAGUCGAAGUCCAGUGUGUCUUAUCAGUAUGUACUGUACCUGAGACGCCCACUCUCUGCGGACUGUGGAGCUGCACGGUGCUUUCAGCGAGUGAAUGGAGCAGUGUGCGAGUACGGCCUCCCUGCUGGCCUCGGUGCGGGAGCAGGAGAGGCAGUUUGAGAUGCUGAGCCGAGCUCUGGAGGAGGAGCGGAGGUCGUGUGCCGGCACCCUGCCCCGCCCCCUCCCCAACAUGCAGAACGGACGCAUUCCUUGUGAUGCAGACAUAGACAGGCUGACACUGAACGAGGGUUACAUCAACGGGACACAUCAUUUCAGGAUGGAGCCUGGUCAGGUGGUGCAGGAGACAUACACGGUGGAGGAAGAUCCCCAGGAGGUGCCACCUGUUGUCUCUGUGGAGACCGGUGAAGAUGGGACCACACGGCGCACAGAAACCACGGUAAAGAAAGUAGUAAAGACCACCACCACUCGCACAGUCAUCCCUUCCGUGUCAGACACACUUUCCCUGGAUGGUGGGGGUUCAGUGACAGGCAUGGGGGGCUACCCUGCACCCAUGGUCUAUAGACAGGGACCCGGAGGUGGCGUGCCCAUGGACUACCCCACUCACACUGUGCCCCGCAACUACCAAUACGGACCGCCGGUGGGUUACGAGGACUACCGAACUGGGCCCCCAUCUGAGGCCUACACAAGCCUUAGCAGGGGAGCUCGCAUGGAUGAUCGCUACAGACAGGUCCAUCAAGACGGUUACAGAACUCUGGAUCCGAGCUACAGAGCCCCCAGCAGGAACCAGCUGGACCCCUAUGCUGCUCAGCCACAGGUUGGGCGUAUGGGAAGUGCCAUGGAGCUGUCCUCCAUGACGAGGUUUGUCCCAGAGCCGUACGGUCUGGAGGAUGAUCAGCGCAGCAUGGGCUACGAUGAGUCCGACUAUGGCAUGGGACACCCGAUGCACUACAGCACCGUGCCUCGCAACCACAACGCAUUCCCCCAUGGGCCCCCACGCAGGACUGGGAGUUAUGAGGGCACCUUGGAUGGCGACAUGAGCGGCCCAGGGGACAUGUACUUUUGGGGAGGAGCGCCGCUGGCCCAGGGGGAAAGAGGUAGUAUGGCUUCAUUGGACAGCACUUUAAGGAAAGGUCCCGGUCCUGGCCCCAGUGGCUGGCGUCAACCAGAGCUGCCGGAGGUCAUCGCCAUGCUGAACUACAGGCUGGACCCGGUCAGGAGUAACGCAGCUGCAUACCUGCAGCAUCUCACCUACAAAAAUGAUAAAGUGAAAUGUGAUGUGCGUCGAAUGAAAGGCAUCCCAGCGCUGGUCUGUAUGCUUGACAACCCAAACAAAGAGGUUCACUAUGCAGCCUGCGGAGCACUAAAGAACAUCUCGUAUGGCAAAGAUCAAGACAACAAGAUCGCCAUCAAGAACUGUGACGGAGUGCCUGCACUGGUCAGGCUGCUGAGGAAGACCCGCGACCAGGACCUCACUGACACCAUCACAGGGACGCUGUGGAACCUGUCAUCUCACGACUCUGUGAAAAUGGAGAUCGUGGACCACGCGCUGCACGCCCUCUCUGACGAGGUGAUGGUGCCUCAUUCAGGCUGGGAGCGAGGGACCAACGGAGCGGGAGGAGGGGAGGAGAACUGCAAGCCCAGAUAUCUUGAGUGGGAGACCGCCCUCACCAACACAGCAGGCUGCCUGAGAAAUGUGAGUUCAGAGCGAAGUGAGGCGAGGAGGAAGCUGAGGGAGUGUACAGGAUUGGUUGAUUCGCUCAUGUACAUUGUCCAAUCCCAGAUUGACUUUAAAGAAGUUGACAAUAAGUUGAUAGAGAACAGUGUGUGUCUGCUGAGGAACUUGUCCUAUCAGGUGCAUCGUGAGAUCCCCGGCUGUGAGCGCUACCAGGAGGCCGCGCCCCUCAACCAGGGCCCCGCCCCCUCCAGUCAGAAGGGCGGCUGCUUCAGCUCCCGCAAGAGCAAAGAUGAGUGGUUUUCCAAAGGUAGAAAAGAUGAAGAUGCAGCUGCAGACAUAAUAGACAUUCCAAAGAGGACCGCACCUGCUAAAGGCUAUGAGCUGCUGUUCCAGCCGGAGGUGGUCCGCAUCUACACCUCUCUGCUGAAGGAGUCCAAGAACCCCACCGUGCUGGAAGCCUCGGCUGGAGCCGUUCAGAACCUGUGUGCCGGACGCUGGACUUAUGGCCGAUACAUCCGUGCCUUGCUGCGCCAGGAGAAGGGUCUGCCCAUGAUGACUGAGCUGCUGGCCCACGGCAACGACCGCGUGGUCCGCGCCAUGUCUGGAGCCCUCCGCAACAUGGCCAUUGACGCACGCAACAGAGAUCUACUAGGUAAACAUGCGGUGCCUCACCUGGUGGCAAACCUGCCUGGCGGCGGUCAGAGUCAGCCGGUGCGAGCGCUGUCAGAAGAGACAGUGGUGUCGGUUUUGAGCACGCUCCAUGAGGUGCUGGGCUCCAGCCUGGAAGCAGCCAAGACCCUCAGGGCCUCACAGGGAAUCGAGAGACUGGUGCUCAUUAACAAGGACGGUAAUCGUUCUGAGCGAGAGGUGCGUGGGGCCGGCCUGGUGCUGCAGACAGUGUGGGGCUACAAGGAGCUGCGGCGCACUUUGGAGAAGGACGGCUGGAAGAAGACGGACUUCAUGGUCAACCUGAACCCUCCCAGCAACAACACCAGGGCCAACGGAGGAUAUGAGGACAGCACUCUGCCGCUCAUAGACAAAGGCGGCAAAGGGGACCGGGACAUGAUUCCUAUGAAUGACAUGGGACCAGAUGCCUACUCCACACUGGACCAGAGAGGGAGAAGGAACACUCUGGAUAACACACUCGAACCUGCUGACAGAGAUGCAGUACAGGGAGGGAUGUAUGGGGAGAGGCAGGCCUCUUUGCCUCUAAUGGAUUCUUACGAUGAAAAACUGAUUGUGUGCAUCACAAGACGACAACCUCCUCCCACCUACUGCCCUUGCUGAACUGACUAUGGGGGACCACGACACUACCGAUGGAAUUAAACUCCAUCCUCUCAAAUCUUCUGUCCCCCUUUCACUCUAUUGCAGCCCCUCUUCUCUCUCUUUCCCGUUGUUACAUUCCUCCAUUGCAGCUGACAAACUAAUGAAACCACUCAGAAAUAAUUGACGUGGCUCUACGCUCCCUGUGGACAACUGGAUGAGACACUAUGACCACUUUGUGCUCUGCAAGUCCCUGAAAUCCAAAACACGCUAACCACUCAGUCAGAUACCAUGGCCACUACACUACAGCGUGCUUGGACAACACUAAUUCUCUCUUUGAUGAAAAGCAGAGACUGUGGCUUCAUCUGAGAACUUUUCUAUUUCUUAGAGGUGGGAGAGUAGACGUAGACUAAUCAAACUAAUUGGAAAGUCGGGAUCAGAACAGGACACUUAAAUAAAUGCCUAUUACAUUCUGUUUGAAUUAAUCAAGGAAACGUUUCUCUCUCUCGCCCUCUCUCGCUCGGUUAAAUACUACAAAAGAAUGUUUUCCUACCACUGAGAACCGAUGUUUAAUGAUCUAAUCAGAUAUGUGUAAAGCUUCUGCUUUGGUAGUGGUUGUUCCUCUUCUUGCUUUGCUCUGUACCACAGUAAUGUACAUGUGCCAAAUGACACUGCUGCGACUGCCAAUACCGAAUGCAAGAACUUCACACACAACUUUUACAGCAGCUACACUGAAAACUGUCAUCUGCUUUAUGUGUGCAGCUUGUGUCGGUGACAGCCCAUCAACAAGAUGCAUGGGGAUGCUGCAUUUUCUCUAUUUGAUUGUGAUCCAUAAAUAUAAAAGGGUGGUGGUAUUCCUACAGACAGAAAUAGAGACGACAAACUAUUCUUCAGACGGUAUAGUCUGUUUCUGUUAAAUGUAAGCCCCAUAACAUUGUAAUUCUUAGGAGGUAUCACAGGAUUUGUAGGGUGAAUUUACUUGUAUCUGCAGGUCUGUCAUCUUAUGAAUGUGUACAUACCAGACUGUCUCUAACAGCAUCUGUGUGGGCUAACUGGAGUGCCUCGCUCAUUCAGGAUAGGUCUGAUGGGUGUGCCCAACAUGUCGUGGGUAAACAAUCACGGUGUCUUUUUCUCAGCAGGUUACUAGUUGGGAAUACUGUAUAUGGAACUCAUCAGUUUUCUAUUCUGCAAAAUAAUAUAAUAUGUGAACUUGUACUUAUGUAAAACUGGAUUCUUGUCAAUGGAAUUGGUUGUUUUUUUUAAUAACGUAUAAAACUCUUGAGUUCUGUAUAACUUACUGCUUGUCAAACCCAUAGCCGAGCUGGCUUUAAGACUACAGAACAGUACACGGGAGGAGACACAGCAUUGUCCGCAUUUCUUAAGUACAGUACAGUGCUUGUUCUGUAGAAGAAUACUUAUUCUUAGUGCCGAGUGAGCUGUAGAUACUUACUGAGUGGAUGAUUCAAAGAAGCACUAGGGGGGUUUAAUGUGUGGUUUUUUUCUUUCUGUUACCUUUUUAAUUUGUUUUCCAUGCCGAUUGAAACACCGACAGAGGAUGAAUCUUUCUCAAAGUAACAAGUUGCCUUCGAGAAUGGACUGACUAAAAGAGGAGAGCAAGGAGUUGUGUUUGAGCAUCGCAGUGUACGGAGGCUUACACCAGAAUUUGCUAUUGGAAAAAGUGGAGAAAAAAAUAAAAGCACAUUUAAACUAUAUAUAUACACAAGAGUAUAUUUGUUAAUUUUAAUGGUUUUAUGUAUUUCUUUUUUUAUAUUGAUUUGGGUUCAAUCGUUUCUGGGUGCUCUUGGUGAAUGCAUAUGCGAUCAGUUUGUUUUGAUUGGAAACAUUCAGUCUGUAUCUAAAUUAAAUGCUAAACAAGUUAGCUGAACAAAAUCAUUCAACAUAAUCAUCAGAUACUGGAUCACUAAUGAAAACAAAUCUCAUCCUGGACUACACUUUAAUCCCUUUGCCUUGGCUCUUAAAGUUGCAUAUUCUCAUUUAUGAAUGAAUCAUGUAACUAGCAAUACAGUUUUUAAUAAAAAAGAAAAUGAUUUUUCAGA
Messenger RNA from Anarrhichthys ocellatus (wolf-eel), 5465 nucleotides. It is a transcript of the gene ctnnd1, whose product is annotated as catenin (cadherin-associated protein), delta 1. Gene Ontology annotation, biological process: cell-cell adhesion. The coding region runs from base 565 to 3432 and encodes 955 amino acids. Lineage: Eukaryota; Metazoa; Chordata; Actinopteri; Perciformes; Anarhichadidae. Gene Ontology annotation, cellular component: cytoplasm; nucleus; plasma membrane. The record is from RefSeq and is a predicted model, not a curated record. Gene Ontology annotation, molecular function: protein binding. The transcript has 23 exons.